Messenger RNA from Setaria italica (foxtail millet), 2668 nucleotides. RefSeq names its product transcription factor EMB1444. The record is from RefSeq and is a predicted model, not a curated record. Lineage: Eukaryota; Viridiplantae; Streptophyta; Magnoliopsida; Poales; Poaceae. The transcript is spliced from 11 exons. Gene Ontology annotation, molecular function: DNA-binding transcription factor activity; protein dimerization activity. Gene Ontology annotation, biological process: regulation of DNA-templated transcription. Bases 677 to 2542 code for a protein of 621 amino acids.
CGUUCCUUUCUUGAAAUCUUGUCAGCAUCGCCAACUGUGGACCGCUCUUCGAUCGCUUGUUUUUUUUCCUGCAUUUAAUCUUGCAUGUACUGCUAAUUGUCUGUGGUAGAAGACAUCAUCUAUAUAUUUGUGAGAAGACUUCCCUACUGUAUCUGUUAAAAAAUAAUAGUGCCUAGUAAAAUCAAGGUCUUAAAGCAGCUAAUGUCCUGCUGGUUAGAAGGGAACCAAUAGGACCCAACUGCCCUCCUCCUCAGCCUGGCUUUCAUUGGUGCCACCUCUUGGCCUUGGUCUCCUCUCACGUUCUCUGCUUCUUCUACAGAUCGAUUAUAUUCUUAUUUCAGCACCGGACCUUGAGGCUCUCAAGACUUGCUCUCUUUCAAGAUGUUGCCUCUUGAAAAUGAGCCUGGCCACUGAAUUUUCUUGAUUAGUCUUGCAAGGAGUUAAGUGAGGGGAAUUAACGAUAAUUAGAAGAGUUAUGGGAGUUGUGCUUCUGGGUUUCUUGGGCCAGUUAAUUAAACGACGAGCUUCUUUGCGGUGGAAGCAAGCGGGAAGAGCAUCUUACCGCUGCAGCUAGCCUCCUGGUCUUUCUUAACUUCCUGCUACUUAGAUACAUAAUUCUCCUAGAACAUUCAUGUACCUUUAUGCAUGAAAUUUGAGCUGUAGCCACAUUAAAGGGAUGGGCACACAUAUGAUACAAUUGUUACAAGGCCUGUGUUCUGAUGGUCUAUGGAGGUAUGCCAUCUUCUGGUCUUUCAAAAGCGAGAUGAGUGGGUGGAUCUUGACUUGGGGCGAUGGCUAUGUUGAUAAAGUGAUAAAAGACAGACAAGUGGGAGAUCUUUCUUCUGGCCCCACUGUUAGUAAGAUUCAGAUGGUAUCAUCCUCUUGCUACAACAAAUGCUAUCCAUUUUGCCCCAUUGAGGCAGCACUGCUGAGAAUGACUAGCCAUUUGUACCCUCUUGGAGAAGGGAUUAUUGGUAAAGUAGCACUUACAGGACAACAUUGCUUGAUUUCUGCUAACGAGCUUUGUUCAAGAUCUAUGCCUAAGUACCGAGAAGACUGGGAGCUUCAAUUUGCAGCAGGAAUCAAGACAGUACUGCUUGUACCAGUGGUUCCUCACGGGGUUCUUCAAUUGGGCUCUUUACAUAAGGUUUUUGAAAGUUCAGCAUUGGUGGCACUCAUCAAGGACUUGUUUCAUGAGCUUUAUGAUGAUCCGGUUUCUCAUACCUCAUUAUCUGUUGGGCCUGCCUACUCAAAUACUUUGAGGUCACCUACUGCAACUCUAUCAAAUGAACAUCCAGACGUCAACUUGUUUGAGAUCGAUAGUUCAGCUGAGCUUUUGAAUGAUCACCUCAGUUUGACACAUGCCUUCAGUUCACCGGAAUUUCCAAUAUCAGAAGACAUCACUAUUGGCUCUUACAGAACUAGUCCAACAGGUCCGCCUAAUGGACUGUUGGAUGGUAAUGGAACCAUGGAGUAUGAAUAUUUCAAUGGCUUUACCCUGACAGAUAUGGCACAUGGAUAUCAAGAGAAUACUUGUGGUGAUGGCAGCACUGUUCUAAAUUAUGGUGUAGUGAUUCCAAAUUCUUCAACUCAUUCAGAAUUUCACAGAGAUCUCAUGGAAAUGUGCAGGGAAGAACAUGAGCUCUUCAUGUGGCAUAGUAGGUUGAAGCAUACAAGCUCUGCUCCCCUUCAAAUGAAUGGCAACAAUGCUGACUUUUACGUGGAGCUUGAAACCAACAAUUAUGCAGAACUGUUACUAGAUACUGUAAUUGACCAGAUUGGUCAUACGUCGAAUAAUGCAUCUUCUCACUCAACUAAUUCUCCAUUUACACGCGAAACACAAAUUGAAAAAGAUCAUGCGUUGAGGCUGGAUGAAUCGUCAGUUCCUGAUAUCCCUGGUGGUCAAGAACUUUCACCUAUCCCCAUGAAUGAGAACGAAGGCUUCAUAAUUUGUGCAACGACUGAUGCUUCACCUACAGAAACCAACAAGACCAUAACUGAAGAAUACAUAGUUCGAAAUACAUUGGGGACAAAUUCAGCUAAAAUAAAAAAAAGAUGCAGGAAAGUUGAGCUCCAGAGACCAAGACCAAGAGACAGGCAAUUGAUCCAAGAUAGGAUGAAGGGAUUGAGGGAGCUCAUUCCAAAUGCAUCAAAGUGCAGCAUUGAUGCUCUACUGGACAAAACCAUAGCAUACAUGCUGUUCCUCCAGAGUGUAUCCGAGAAAGCUGAGAAGAUUCAGAAUACAUUGGAAGACAAGGAGUCCCGCGAUGAGACAAAGAAACAACUUGAAAGCUGCCCUCUGAGAGUUGAAGAGCUCGAUAUGCCUGACCAUCUUCUCAUUGAGAUGAUGUGCGAGGAUUAUGAAGUCUUUCUUGAGAUGGCGCAUGUGCUGAAGGGCCUUGAGGUGAGCAUACUAAAAGGAGUGCUGGAGCAUCGUUCCGACAAGCUCUGGGCUCGCGUUGUCGUCGAGGCAUCGGGAGGUUUCAGCCAGACGCAGAUUCUGUGCCCACUGAUGCAUCUCCUGCACAGGAGAUUCAGUUAGCAUGGCUUGUCCUUGAAAUGUUUGUGGUUCAUUUUGGAUUGGUUGAUGCAGUCUGUUCGCUUGGUACUUUACUACUAUGUACUUACAGCCAAAUAAAUGGAUUCACAAUGCAUUUACAUCACAACA